CAAAAAAAAAAAAAAGGAGUCAUUGACCACACAAGGAUAUGAAUUAUGGUCCAACUCCAAGCAUAUAUUCCAUAAUAAGCACAUGAUUUGCUAACCUUAUAAAUAAUGCACUGUUUUCUUUUUGUCAUUUCUUUUCUUUUAUCAUCAAACACUUUUUUCUUUCUAAAUUAAAUAACUAAAUAUGGGCGCCUCUCAUUCAACUGAUAAAGACGACAAAAAAUAUUGCCUUGUAGAUUACGGCACUUGGACACCACUUGGCUUGUACGAAGAGAAUGACGAAUGUGAUUUAAAGCUCGUACGAGAAUUAAUUUCAGCAAAAAGAUUAGCUCCUUUCUACAAAGGAUUAUCCAGUCCUACACAGCAAUGCUUUCACAAUGAGAUCAUCACAAAGGAUACCCGAAAACUUGUAAAGCCAAAAGAUUACACUGCAUUUAUAAAGAAACAUGAAAAAACGGUUUUUGAUAACAUUUACUUUAAUUCUGUUGAAUGUCCACUAUGUUUUCUGUUUUAUCCCGGUAAUAUCAAUUACGCUCGCUGCUGCGAUCAACCUAUCUGCACCGAAUGUUUUGUGCAGCUUAAAAAAGCGCCUGCUGAUUCUACCAAGCAGAUGGCUUGUCCUUACUGCAUGACACUGGACUUUGGGAUUAUCUAUCAGAAACCUGAAGCCGUAACUGAAAAGAAUAUCCAAAUCAUUUCAACAACAUCGGGCCAUUGUCAAAAGAAACUGACAAAAAGAAAGACAAUUGAAUCGGAUAAUCCUGAUGUAGUACUUAUUGGUAUGGCAACCCCUCUUUUUUUUUUCUUCUUUAUGCGCUCAACUAUAUAUUAAAACCGGCUUGUUUUUUUUUCUUGUGCACAAUAUCAUUUAGAUCAUGUGAGAAAGCAAGAUAUGAAUGAAAAAGAUUUAUUGAUUAGAGCUAAUUCAUUACAUACUUGGUUUCAAUCAAGGUCUGUCUCGCCGUCACUUGACAGGCACCUGAGCUCACUUCGAGUAGAAACCAUGAGUUUACAAGAUAUCAUGGUCAUUGAUUCUAUCCGUCAAUCUCUCAUUGAUAAGGAACAAUCUCGCUUAAAUAUAUAAUAAAAAGGAUUUCCCAGGAUCUUUU
Mucor mucedo is the source of this 1106-nucleotide messenger RNA. RefSeq lists its product as uncharacterized. The coding region runs from base 182 to 829 and encodes 215 amino acids. The transcript is spliced from 5 exons. NCBI's taxonomy places the organism in Eukaryota, Fungi, Mucoromycota, Mucoromycetes, Mucorales, Mucoraceae. The record is from RefSeq and is a predicted model, not a curated record. Gene Ontology annotation, cellular component: cytoplasm.